UUAAAACCUAUGGCAACUUAUUAGUGCCACAAUGUAAACUAUUUUCGUCAUCUACGAAGAGGUUACUUUCUUCUUCGUAGAUGAAACCUGUAUCUCUAUAAUAACCAUACUCAGGCCGUCAUAUCUAUUGGUGAGGUUGAGACCCAAGUGGGAUAGUUUAUAAAAUUUUAUUUUGUUUCAUUUGAAUAUUGAAUGACACGAUGGUCGCAUGUUUUCGGUUUGCUUUUUUCUGAAUCUGCUUAACUUAAUGAAAGCAUUUCAAAUGAUCAAAAUAAACUUUAAAAUAUAAACAACCCCAAAAUAUAUUUAUCGAUCUUAAUUAAGGGUUACAUUAUUGAGUGUUCUGAUGGUCCUUGAAUAAAGACAAAUCAAGGUUGAAACCCUUUAUUUUCAGACCCAGAACCAUUGUCGAUUUUUUGCUUGAGAAAUUAUGGUUGCCAAAGUCGAUACUUGAUGACUCCUUUUAAUAUCAUGUGUGUAUAUAUAUAUAUGUAUGAACAAAGAUGUACGCAUUGUCUGUUUAGAUGUAAGUAUCAUCUACGACGACAUUUGUUUAGACUGUGGCACAAAUACGCUUUCAUACAAAUCAAUAAUCAUUAAAUAUAUUAUAACGUUUUUAAAACGCCAACUCCAGUCUCGAUCAACCGAUGAAACAGACUCUUGGAAGAAGGGCCGGGUAUUAACAACCACAUGAGAAGGCAACAAAAAACAAGGACGGCAGGAGCUCGCAAAAAGGGAACUCAUUCCCUCCACGAACACAAAGGAAAAAAGUGUUGCCUGACUCCGCACAGCGGUGAUCCUGCCUCGGUUCGGCGGCGUUUACACAAGGAAGCCAAAAACGCGACGGGCGAGGGACCCAGUCACACUCUGGCGCUCGUCUGAAUUACAACUGCUGUGUACUAGAUACCCACUGCUAGUGAAGAAAAGGUAGAACGCCUAAAGAUAUAUGCUCGGUUUGAAAUACAGUGCACAGAUGGGAUAGGUCUUGAUGUCUCGACCAAACCAACAUAGCUUUUCCAAAUCACAGGGCACUGAAACUACUUCGGUUACCAGCAGGAACAUCGAUCAAAUUUCUUGAUCUUCCGAAGGAGGUCCACAUUUCCUGCAUGCAAGACGCUCAAGAAACGAGUGUUUCUGUGCAUGGUUGGCUGGUUAGGUAGACGAAGCCUCACAAUCGAGUAGUUUGAGCAGGCAGACUUUUCAGUGAAAUGAUAGUAAGUAUUAACUGCACGUUAGGCUAAGUAUAAUAACCAUAAAAGGAACAUGACCUUUCAUAUAAGCCAAUGAAAUAAUGCUCAGUCAGCAAAAUCGUUUUUUAAUUUUGCCCAUCAAGUGACCUAUAUAUUGAAGAUUUUGCAAGUCAUAUGAAUAUAAUUAGCAGUUUUAUUAUAUAUAUCCAAGUCUGACAGAAAUAUAGAGUUCUCCUACAAACAUUUCCUCUCACUCGUCUUGCAUGUAAACCCUGGGUGGGAUGGAAGGUCCCUCAAAUCAAGUUUCUCUCCACUACGAUCGCUGUUAUCACAGUGGAAGGACGUACCCGGCGUUUUAUGCAGCACCAGAAACUGUUUCAGAAUCUGACAAGAACAAGAAAACUGAAAAAUAUGGGUCAGCCUUUCUUGGACCGGACUUGUGGGACGAGACAGACGACAAUGCAGACUUCACCUUGGAGUACAUGGAUCUGGUGGACUUCUUGACAGAAAAUGGCAUCCCGAAAGAUCAUCAGAUCGCUGGAAAUCUCAACGAGGCACAUUCCACAAACCCACAGCUAAGCAGGAGUAAUCACAGUCCCAAAGGCAUCGACACAUUUUCAGUUCCAAGUCACAGUCUACAAGCCAUCGAUUCACCUCCCCACACGUUUCCGGGUUCUGACCAACAAGUCACUUCGAUGCCAUCAGACGUGUUUCCCUGUAGCAGCCUGCAAGUAGUUCCAUCGCAAACAGACACGUUACCAAGUAACGGUCAACAACUCCCACCAGACAAUUUUCCCAAACACAUUGCACGUGCCACUCCAUCGCCUCCAACCACGUUUUCCUGUAGCAGCCAAGUACUUUCCUCGCCAACAGACACGUUUCCAAGUAACGGUCCACAACUCUCUCCGUCGCCAACUGACAAGUAUCCCAAUCACUUCACACGUGGCACGCCAUCGUCUCAAGCCGCGUUUCCCUUUUGCAGCCAGCAAGUGCUUUCCUCGCCAACAGACACGUUUCCAAGAAACUGCCCUCACCUCACUCCGUCACCAACUGGCAAGUAUCCCAGUCACAUCACAGAAGUCACUUCGGGGGCACCAGACACGUUUCCAAGUAGCAGCCAACAACUCACUCUGUCGACAACCGACACGUAUCCCAAUCACAUUACACGUGUGUUGUGCCCUUAAACGCACAAUAGUCUU
This is a messenger RNA of Haliotis rubra (blacklip abalone), 2389 nucleotides long. RefSeq names its product putative protein TPRXL. Bases 1472 to 2374 code for a protein of 300 amino acids. The record is from RefSeq and is a predicted model, not a curated record. NCBI's taxonomy places the organism in Eukaryota, Metazoa, Mollusca, Gastropoda, Lepetellida, Haliotidae. The transcript has 3 exons.